Molecule: messenger RNA, 411 nt
Organism: Gryllus bimaculatus (two-spotted cricket)
Lineage: Eukaryota; Metazoa; Arthropoda; Insecta; Orthoptera; Gryllidae
Source: the annotation of a GenBank genome assembly
GCCGCGCUGCUGCCCGACGGCGUCACCGAGCGCCUCGUCGUCUUCGACGCCGCCUCCCUCGACGACCUGCGCCUGCUGCUGCGCCGCUUCCUCUACGUGUUUCAGGAGGAGGCGGGCCCUGGCUGCCUCUGCCUGUUGUACAGCGCGGUCCUCACCCGUGGAAUUGACAGAGUUCAUUCUUCACCCAACACGUUUUGUUUUGAUAUCAACAGGAUGCAGUGGAUGAUGCACUGCAAAAUACAUAGGUUUGAACUGUUUAAUGUAAUUAAGACUGAUUCAUUGUAUAGUUUCAUCAACAGAAGGCUGCAAUAUUUAAUUACAGUUUUCAAUGAUGUCCUUGGUUACUUAUUUCAGAAGUUGAUAUUUCACAAAUGGAAAGGAAUAUAUUUACAUAUACAGAUGCAUGGUUGA